CGAUCAAGACGUGUUGGAACGAAUCAAGCAUAUUGCUGGCGGACAUUUCACGAGGGAUUGUGGGUGUUACACGGAAGUUGAUCCCAGGGUCCGUGAACUUUGGUGGAAACUUUCAAGGGCCAACAUCGAUGGAAUGAAUCUCAAGGAGCUGCUAUUCUGAAAGCAUGUAAUACACGAGUCUCUAUAUGGAUGAGACCCACUUUUAAGAUUGCCCGAAAGACCGUGAAGAAGCCCGGAUUCAUUUGCGAUGAAGUUUGGAACAACCUUGUUCGUCAUUGGUCUUCUGAUCUGAUUUUUUUGCAAAGAAGCGUAGCCGGUACGCAAAACCGGAAUUGCGACAAGGCAAAAGAGACACAAUGGUGCGGGGGGCGCAAACCCCAGAAUAAGCAUAGACAAGAUCUGGCGGGACCCGAGAAAAAGAAGGUCUCGAUGUGGAAGCUGAUCAAACAUUGUUGGACGAAGGGAGAUGAGUCGGAUGCCGAACUGCCACCUCGCAUCGCCGAACUUGAAACGAAGUAUCAGGCACAGGUGGAGAAGAAACGUGCUGAGCUGGGCCCGACUGACUCGGAUCUUGAACUCGAUGAAAGUUAGGGAGACGAGGCGAUCCUGGAGGCUGUCGGGGUUUAUAAGGGCCGAGUUCCGUGCAUGGGUGCUGAAGGAGUGCGGAUUUUGCGCAACUCCAGAGGAGGAGCUAGCUCAUCAUCUUCUCGAUCGGGGGUUGAGGAUGAACGUAUUGCCCAACUGGAGCAAGAAUUGAAGGAGCGACGGGCAGAGGACCGAAGAACAAGAGACAUGCUUGAAGCAAUGGAACGCCAAAUGCAGUGAUUCAACGCCACACAUCGGCCUAAAAUGUAUACAGUGCACCCUGAGACGACUCCUCAGAUUCCGCACAUGGGAAAUAUAUAUCGGUUAUCAUUCUAACCCUCGAUACAACAUGUCUCCAAUGGGGUCUUUUCCAUUCAAAAUUUACAACGAAUUUCAGACACCCGGAGGAGGAAGCAGCCGAGGAGGAGGCAACCGAGGAGGAGGUAGCCGAGGAGGCAGCCGAGGAGGUCGACGACCCGAAGAGCACGAAG
Cuscuta epithymum is the source of this 1076-nucleotide messenger RNA. NCBI's taxonomy places the organism in Eukaryota, Viridiplantae, Streptophyta, Magnoliopsida, Solanales, Convolvulaceae. The record is from the annotation of a GenBank genome assembly.